Messenger RNA from Ilex paraguariensis (yerba mate), 471 nucleotides. The record is from the annotation of a GenBank genome assembly. NCBI's taxonomy places the organism in Eukaryota, Viridiplantae, Streptophyta, Magnoliopsida, Aquifoliales, Aquifoliaceae.
AUGGGGGUGGCCUCGGAUUAUGUUUUUUUUCGGAAGGUAGGCCUCGAUUAUGUUGAUGUCACUGCUGGAGGGGGAGUUACACCAGGAGGAACAGCUACACCAUCAACACCCCCAACCUUAACAGCACCAGCGCCGCCUAGGACUACCACACCACUCUAUGGCGGUGGAGGACUAACACCGGGCAUGGGACCUGAAGUGCCCACAACACAGAAUUCUAAGGCUUCGUCGGAGUUCUCAAUUGCUGCUAUCUUAGUCCCCCUCUCUUUGUUACUUGCUCCCCCAUUUAUUCUUCAACCUAUGUAAGGCCUUUGAAACAGAAGCACAUUAUCUUAGUGUGGAGAUUAGAUUAGUACAGUUUUGUCAGAAGCUGGAGCCAUCUUUUGUUACUGCAAACUAGUCUUUUAGAAUACCCUUGAACUUUGGUUAGCAGCCACUGGAGUUUUUUUCUUUUACCAAAUUACAGGAAUUUUC